Symbiodinium natans is the source of this 1473-nucleotide messenger RNA. NCBI's taxonomy places the organism in Eukaryota, Dinophyceae, Suessiales, Symbiodiniaceae. The record is from the annotation of a GenBank genome assembly.
AUGGAGAGUGCUCAGCGCAGGAUUUUGGAAGGAGCGCUGUCCCAGGAGCUCCUUUUGGACAUCAUUAGCAAGGCAGGUGCUAUUCGCGGCAGUGAGCUUGGUACCGGGUUGAAGCUCAACGACCCGAUUACAGUAGUUGGAGACAUCCACGGCCAGUAUUACGACCUGGUGAAGCUACUGGAGGUUGGUGGGCAGCCCGGUGACACUCAGUACAUUUUUCUGGGGGACUAUGUUGACCGUGGCUCCUUCUCAGUGGAGGUCGUUGCCGUGCUGUACUCGCUCAAGAUCAAGUACCCCAAGCAGGUACGAAUGCUCCGAGGAAACCACGAAUGCCGGCAAAUGACGUCCUUCUUCAACUUCCGGGAGGAGUGUGAGUACAAGUACGACAUUGGAGUCUACAAUGCUUUCAUGGAUUCCUUUGACAACCUCCCGCUAGCAGCCACCAUCAAUGGCAAGUUCCUUUGUGUUCACGGUGGCCUCUCUCCAGACCUUGGCAACGUCAAGGCGAUUACAAAGAUCAACCGCUUCACUGAGCCUCCAAAGGAAGGCCUCUUGUGUGACUUGUUGUGGUCUGAUCCGCUAGAACCCAAAGACGGAGAGCAGCGGCCAAGCGCCAAGAAGGGCGGCCCGCCCUUCGUGCCCAACGAGGUCCGCGGCUGCUCUUAUUUCUACAGUUUUGAUGGAGCGACGACGUUUCUGAAGAAGAACAACUUGUUGUCGAUCAUUCGAGCUCACGAGGCUCAGCUCGAAGGCUACAAAAUGCACAAGACGAAUCCAAGCACUGGUUUUCCGCUUGUCAUCACAAUUUUCUCCGCGCCGAAUUAUUGCGAUGUUUACAACAACAAGGGAGCCAUUCUCAAGUUUGACAACAGCACCUUGAACAUCUUGCAGUUCAACUGCUCACCGCACCCCUACCACCUGCCAAACUUUAUGGAUGUUUUCCAGUGGAGCAUGCCCUUCGUCAUUGAAAAGGUGACGGAAAUGCUCUACUACAUCCUACAGCCUGCGGCUGGUACCGUGGAUUCCGACGAUGACGUUGCCUUACCGACUUUGCCUGAUUCCAACUGGGUGAACCAUAGGGCCUCCCUGACCGACGAUCAGAACCAGACGGUGGACAUGGCCACGCGUCUGGCUGCCUUGAUCUCGGGCGAGAACGCCAAGGAAAGAGAAGCAAGUGGUUCCAAGGUCGACCCAGAGGUUCGAGACCGAAUGCGGAAGAAGGUGCGAUCCAUAGCGAGGAUGGCCCGGAUGUUCAAGACCCUACGACAGGAGAACGAGACCGUCGUGCGUUUAAAAGGAGUCUGCCCAGGUCACAAGCUGGCCCCUGGGCUCCUCCUUGCGGGCAAGGAGCGGCUGACCUCCGAGCUGGAGCUCUUCAGCCAUGCCCAGGGCAUCGAUCUGGUGAACGAGAAGCGGCCGGAGGCUGUCGGAAGCCGAGAUGAGCCGAACAAAGACAAAGACAGAGCGACAUAG